Molecule: messenger RNA, 4701 nt
Organism: Gasterosteus aculeatus aculeatus (three-spined stickleback)
Lineage: Eukaryota; Metazoa; Chordata; Actinopteri; Perciformes; Gasterosteidae
Gene: exoc4
Product: exocyst complex component 4
Biological process (GO): chemical synaptic transmission; Golgi to plasma membrane transport; exocytosis
Cellular component (GO): exocyst; growth cone membrane; synapse
Source: RefSeq, a predicted model, not a curated record
CUUCGCGUUACCUCGCGCUUCUCACUUCCUGUUUGGGUGCAGCAGCUGAAAAAUGGCAGCUGAGACAGGAAGAUACAGGAGUGCAGUUAGCAAAAACAAAGACCCCUCUGGUCUUCUUAUCUCCGUCAUAAGGACUUUGUCGAGCAGUGACGAUGUGCAGGACCGGGAGACGGAGAAGGGACGUCUGGAAGAAGCCUUCGAGACAUGCGACAGGGAUUUAGAUGAGCUGAUUGUUCAACAUUAUGCCGAACUCACCACGGCCAUCAGGACUUACCAGAGCAUCACAGAGCGCAUCACCAGCUCCCGCAACAAAAUCAAACAGGUAAAGGAGAACCUCCUGUCCUGUAAGAUGCUGCUCCACUGCAAACGGGACGAGCUGAGGAAGUUGUGGAUCGAGGGCAUCGAGCACAAGCACGUCCUCCAGCUGCUGGAUGAAAUCGAAAGCAUCAAGCAGGUGCCCCAGCGGCUGGUGGCCUAUAUGGCCAGCAAGCACUACCUCCAUGCCACGGACAUGCUGGUGUCUGCCGUGGAGUCCUUGGAAGGCCCCCUGCUGCAGGUGGAAGGGCUCGGAGAUCUGCGCCUGGAGCUCCACAGCAAGAAGCUCAACAUCCACCUUGUGCUCAUCGACGAGCUGCACCGACACCUCUACAUCAAGUCCACCAGCCGUUUAGGACACAAGAACAAGGACAAAAAUGCUGCUCGCCUGCUGGGCUCCGCGGCCAAAGACGCAUCUCCGAACGCCGCGUUGGAUGUCAGCAGCCUGUCCACCCCACGCAAGCUCCUGGAUUCAUCCCAGUUCAGCACACCUGGAUCCUGCAGCGUGCGUGAGCUGCAGCAGGACGCGCGGGAGUCGAACCAAGCGGACCUCUCUGAGGUUGAUCCAGAGGAGAACAGCGCCGAGUUCAUGGGCAUUCUCAUCAAGGCUCUGGCCAAGUUGAAGAAAGUCCCCGAGACCAUCAAAGCCAUAAUGGAGCGGCUGGAACCUGAGCUGAAACAGAUCGUCAAGAGGUCCACCACCCAGAUAGCAGACCACGCGUACCAGAGAGGAGAAAACUUGGCCCAGGAGAGCCAGCCGAGGCUGCUGUUGGACCUGCUGGAGCUGUUGUUUGAGAAGUUCAAGGCGGUGGCCCAUGCUCACAGCGUGGUGCUGGCCCAGCUUCAGCAGAUUGCGGUGCAGUGCCCCGGCGGCGCACACCAAGAGGGCAUCAAGCUCUACGAGCAGGCCGAUGUCUCCGCCAAGAUCCAAACAGUGCUGCAGGUCCUGCUGAUGGAGUAUCUGGACGUGAAGAACAGCCGCAGUGCCACCGAGCCGUCGGCUCAGCUCUCCUACGCCAGGACCGGCAGUGAGUUUGCUGCCUUUUUCGCCAAGAAAAAACCGCAGCGCGCUAAGCAGUCGCUCUUCAAGUUUGAAUCUUCCUCCCAUGCCAUCAGCAUGAGCGCCUACUUGAGAGAGCAGAGGCGAGAACUCUAUAGCAAGAGUGGAGAAUUACAAGGUGGUGCUGAUGACAACCUGAUUGAAGGCGGAGAAAUGAAGUUUGUGUGUAAACCGGGAGCGAGGAACAUCACCGUCAUCUUCCAGCCGCUUCUCAGGUUCAUUCUGGAGGUAGAGAUGAACAUGGGCCCGGGUCAGGCCAAGCAGUGCCAACUGCGAGCCUUCCUCACCUACUACAUCAACGACCUCUUCCUCAACCAGGUGCGAACAGAGAUCAACAAGGAAAUUGAGGCAGUGAGCAAGGCAGCGGACCCUUUGAAGCUCCUGGCCAGCGCUGAUACCAUGAAGGUUCUGGGCGUCCAGAGACCCCUGCUUCAGAGCACAGUAGUGGUGGAGAAGUCCAUCCAGGACCUGAUGAGCCUGAUGCAGGACCUGAGCGCAUACUCCAACCAGUUCCUUGAGAUGGUUUGCGACAAGCUGAAAGAGUACAAGGACAUCUGCAACUCGGCCUACAGGGGCGUGGUCAAGUGUGAGGAGAAGCUCACCAUCAGUGCCUCCUGGUCCAAAGACGAGGACAUCAGCCGCCUUCUCCAGUCGCUCCCAAACUGGGCCAACAUGGCGCAACCCAGACAGGCGCGGCAGAAGAGAGAGGAUGAAGAGGACUUUACCAGGGCGGCGUUUGCCAAGGAGUCGGAGGUGCUCACCGGGAACCUCGGAGACAAGUUGAUCCCCCAGAACGAGAUCCUGCGCGACGUCAGUGACCUGAAGGCUCUGGCCAACCUCCACGAGAGCAUGGAGUGGCUCGCCAGUCGCCUGAAGACCUUCUUCACCAACCUGCCUCAUGCCUCCAGUGUGUCUCCGUGCUCGGCGGACAGCCAGGUGGUCGGCGAGAGCGAGCGGAGCCGAGAGCAGAUUCUCCAGACCCUGAGUGACCUGUCGAGGGGGUUCCAGGAUAUUGCAGACCGGUGUCUCCUGGUAUUGCACCUGGAGGUCAGGGUGCACUGCUUCCAUUACCUGAUCCCGCUGGCCAAGGAAGGCAAUUAUUCCAUCGUGGCUAACGUGGAGAGCAUGGACUACGACCCACUGGUAGUGAAACUGAACAAGGACAUCUCAGCCAUAGAGGAGGCCAUGGGGGCCGCUCUGCAGCAGCACAAGUUCCAGUACAUCUUUGAAGGUCUGGGUCACCUGAUCUCCUGUAUUCUAAUCAACGGGGCCCAGUACUUUAAGAGGAUCAGCGAGUCCGGAAUCAAGAAGAUGUGCAGGAACAUCUUUGUCCUCCAACAGAACCUCACCAACAUCACCAUGUCCCGGGAGGCUGACCUCGACUUUGCCAGGCAGUACUAUGAGAUGCUGUACAACACUGCGGAUGAGCUGCUGAAUCUGGUGGUGGACCAGGGGGUUCGCUACACAGAGCUGGAGUACAUCAAUGCUCUGUCCUUGCUCCAUCGCAGCCAGACCGGUGUCGGGGACCUGAGCACCCAAAACAUCCGGCUGCAGAGGCUGAAGGAGAUCAUCUGCGAGCAGGCCGCCAUCAAACAGGCCACCAAGGACAAGAAGAUCACCACGGUGUAAACACCAGAAGGGGUUUGAGGGCCCGUCAAAAGUACCUCUGUCCUAUAAAAAAGAAAAAAAGAAAUCUGAUUCACGUGACUUCAGUUCUGUAUGGUGAGAACAGAUGAGUCGGCCAUGGAUGCAAAAGUUAUAGAUGGUAGGGCAAAAACUUGCAGAUUAGAAUUGGGAAAAAGUGAUGUAGAGGCUUGUUCGACACCCAGAUCAUAAUGUGAUCAUAUAUAUAUAUAAAUACAUGUGUAUGCAUAGCUACACCUGACUCCAGGGUCCCUCAGCGGAUGCAGCAAAGGCCCACUCUAAUUGGGAAGCCAGGUGACAACCAACACAACUGCAGACUUUGCGGUCUAGUUUGCCACGGAUGUAUCAAUUGACAACAUACCCCCACACACUCUGCCGCGACUCCAGAUAAAAGGCGAUUGUCUUGGACACUGUACCGAACGUAGGCCCCCAUCUCAUCUCAUUUUCCUAUUAGAUCUAAACUGGUGCCCUCGUUUACACCCCCAGCUCUACUCCCCCGGCAGCCCCAUGAGCCCACUGAUUCUGUCUCCAAUAACAGAUGUCGGAUUAGACCGUCUGAAUGAGGCCACGUCGCCCGCCUGCUGCCAAUUUCAGGUGGUCCCCAAAGAUUCCCCCUCGCAGAGAAUAGUAUCAUAACCAUUGCUGUUAAAAAUCUGUGUAGCUGUCUUUUUUCUUACAGUUGGAGCCGUAAACGAGUGUGGAACAUUGUGAGCUGAUUAACAUCGGGUACAAAUUGAACAACAGGGACUCUGUAAUAAAAGAUAUUUUUGCGGGAAUACAAUUGAAUCCUUCCAUAAAACAGAUAAGGUUUAUUUCAAAUGUUAUAUUUCACAUCCAGCACACCACAGUCGCGUGGCUCGCACUUUCUGUGUAACGGCACGUGUACGAAUACCCUUUAUCUGUCCAACUAGUUCUACAAACUAAAACAUUGCGAUUCUGAAUCUUUAUUUUGUCGUCCCAUCCCAAAUCAUUCCCCUCCCUGUUUCCACUUGAUUAACUUGGGGGAGAAGUACUUAACGGAGAGCCAGAGAAAGGAAAGGGAGCGUUGUCGAUACUGCGGGCCUGGUAGUGGUCUUCCGAAGCCCGCAAAGCAAUCCAUCAUAAUGACACGUGGGCUGAAAUCAAUGGGAAAACAACCGUGUAGCUGCUGAGGCGUUCGUCCACCACUCUGAAAACGGGCCUUCUCUGUAAAAUCUCAUAUCCGCUCAUUCAGCUGUUCAGAGCGUCUCUGAAAAUGUUAUAAAUGGAAAACUUCAAUACAAUGUUAAAGGUUGUGUCUUUUCGCAAAGAGAUUCUAUUAUAAUAUCAUCCCACUGCACACAGACGGCCCCUAAAAGUCCUGGGGGGCGUACGUACGACCCCGUUCUAUUAUUCACGGAUGAAAUAUGUAAAAUGUAAUCAAGAUUCAUUUUUUAAAUAUUUGGCAAAACUGCUCAUACACAUUUCUAUGUCAUGUUUCUUUUUAUUUUCAAAGGAUCUUUAUUUUGCACAUUUGCAGUAAACUGUGUUUCAAAGAAGAAUGUAUUUAAAUCUGUGUUUUUCUUGAACAAGUUGAAACAUCCUCAUGGCUGCUCUAGCUGUUGAGUGUCAUCUUUGAAAUGCUCUGAAAUGUUUGCCUAGUCACACACACGAUUUGUUAACGCAUACACUAAUCCACUAAGAAAAUAAAGCCUUCAAAGUCC